Eimeria tenella is the source of this 543-nucleotide messenger RNA. RefSeq lists its product as uncharacterized. The transcript is spliced from 2 exons. Bases 1 to 543 code for a protein of 180 amino acids. Lineage: Eukaryota; Apicomplexa; Conoidasida; Eucoccidiorida; Eimeriidae. Gene Ontology annotation, molecular function: nucleic acid binding. The record is from RefSeq and is a predicted model, not a curated record.
AUGCCCUCGUCCCACCAUCCCCAGAGUGACGGUCAAACUGAAAGGGUUAAUCGCACAUUGGAGCAGAUGCUCUGUACCUACAUUCAAUCUGGCGAACGCGAGUCGGAGAGCUUGCUUCCGGCCUUGGAACUUGCGUCCAACAUGACAAGCCAUUCAUUCACUGAAUUCUCUUCCUUCGAUGCCGUGAUCGGCAAGAAUCCGCUAACUGCUGCGAAUCUUGAUGUCGUAGGCGGGUUAGCCCCUAUGCUCACUCCUCGGAUGACUAAGGUUUUUCCGGCAGCUCUGCGACGGAGCACAGAAUCACAUCUUGAUGGCAAAAUGGCAGCAGAAGUACUACGCGGACACAAGGCUUCCCCAUCACCCCCGCCCUCCCGGAUUGGUGUUCCCCAGGAAGCCGACGCGGCCUGGCCCCCUAUACGCGAUGCGGCAGGCAGUGUAACAGAGGAGCAUGGGGUAGCUUAUAUCGUGGACCAGCGCGGCUCGGGAGCCGACGGCCAGUACCUCGUCAAGUGGCGCGGAACCCCUGAAGAUCAACCCACCUGA